Molecule: messenger RNA, 9705 nt
Organism: Rhopilema esculentum
Lineage: Eukaryota; Metazoa; Cnidaria; Scyphozoa; Rhizostomeae; Rhizostomatidae
Source: RefSeq, a predicted model, not a curated record
GUCUGUUUAUUUAAGGGGUUUGCACUACGUAUUGUCUAGCUGAAGGCGUAAAACAAAAUUGAAUAAGAGAACAGGAAGGUUAUUCUUCCAUUUGAAUUUUAUCUUUUACCUGUUAUCCUCGCAAAGACACGUUAUGUUAAAGUUUGUUCAACAAUCGCAAUUUGUUUAAUCUUUUGUCACAUAAAAUCUUAUGCGGCCUAUGGACAAAGGCCGCAAAACCAUACUGUCCCCGAGGGAGGCAGCAGAAGAAUGAAUACCAAUUGAAUCGCUGAUGAAGGAAGCUACUGCUGAUAGAAAGGAGCAGCCAUCAUGUUAAUGCUACUGCAGCUUUCAAUCUCGUUCUUUACGGCCCUUUUGCUUUGGCAUGGCUCACCAUCAGCUGGGUUUCCUCUUUUCGGCACAAACACAGGAUGUGGCGGGAAGCUGACUGGAGCAAAUGGGACGAUUAAGACUCCAAGAUAUCCUCAAAAGUAUCCAAAGAAUACAGCUUGUAUUUGGAUUAUCAGUGGCAAUGACUACAAUUCCACAGUGGAAUUCACUUUUGAGUCAUUUAUGCUGGAAAACCACCCUCGCUGUCGAUAUGACUAUGUUAUAAUACGUGAUGGCGACUCUGAACUAGCUCCAAUCAUUGGAAAGUUUUGCGGGAAUAAUGUCCCACGAACGAUCCAUUCCGCUGGGAACAGUCUCUGGCUGAGGUUCUUCUCAGAUUCAGUGAACAACGAUUUUGGCUUUAAGGCGUUCUACAGAAGAUCAAAGCAACAGCCUCGCCCAACUGAAAAAGUGCCAACAAAUUCUGUAGAUCUUUGCGGUGGAAGCUUCUUUGGCAAAUCUGGCGAAAUCACCAGCCCUGACUUCCCAAAGCAAUAUCCAAAUAACUUGAAUUGUUUAUGGACUAUUGAGAAUAACGAUGAUACCUCAGUGACUGAAGUCUCUUUCGAGGCAUUCAAGCUGGAAUACACACCUAGCUGCCUAUUUGAUUUUGUUACAAUUGAAGAUUUGUCUGCAAGAGACAGGCAGCCUAAAGCAAGGCUCUGUGGAGGAGCUUUACCACCGAAAUACAUUGGGAAAAAGAUACGCAUUGUUUUCCAAUCUGAUGAUUCAGGUGUUGCAAAUGGGUUCAAAAUAAAAUGGAGAAAAAAGGAAUUGGAAGGAAAGAAGGUCUGCGGAUUUACUAAAUCAUCAGCAAUUGGGUUUAUUCGAAGCAGCAACUACCCAGAGAACUAUGACAACAACGAACAUUGUGAAUGGAAAAUUUCAGCUCCAGCAGAAUCCAUGAAGAUCCAGCUCAGAUUCUCAGAUUUUGAUCUGGAACGAGAUUCGAAAUGUUCUUAUGAUUACCUCGCUGUUUAUGAUGGUCAUAAUAAAGCUUCGCCAUUGCUUGGAAAGUUUUGUGGAAGCACAGUUCCAAAAGUUAUCAACUCAACUCAACAAAACAUGAGAAUUGUCUUCAAAAGUGAUCAUUCUGAUACAAGAAGCGGUUUUCAGGCAUUGUGGAUUGCAUUAGGUAAUCCACGUCAAAGAGGAAGCACUUUGGAUUUGAAGAAAAAUAAGAUUGCAAGAUCACCCACAGCAAAUUGUGGUGGCUUGCUUACUGCUAUUAAUGGAUCCAUUGCAACCCCAAAUUAUCCUGAUGAAUACCCUUCUGACACUGCUUGUAUUUGGGUGAUAAAAGCAGAUAACAAACACUAUGUGAAACUGAGCUUCGAAUCCUUCGGUAUCGAGAAACACCCUGCUUGUGAAUACGACAGUGUAGAAGUGAGAGAUGGUGCAGAUGUGACGUCACAGUUACUCGGUCGCUUUUGCGGCAGCAGAACCCCGGAAGACAUUACCUCGACUGGCAAAUCGCUUUGGAUCCAGUUUAAAUCAGACAAGAGUAUCAAAAAGUUUGGCAUGCUUGCAACUUGGAAAUUCAUUAUGAGAUCUGGAAACGUAGCAUGUGGAACAAAAUUCAGAGAUGAUUCUGGAGAACUGUCACCGCCCGGUUAUCCUCAAGUCUCUGGUAGUAAGAAAUACUGUUCUUGGAACAUUGAGGUGUCUAAAGGCAAAAAAAUAAAACUAAUUUUCAAAGAAAUACGGCUAAGACCAUCUGCUGGCUGUGCAUUGAGUUAUGUUCAAAUCUCAGAUGGUGAAUCCAACCGAUACCCAGAUCUGGGGAGAUUUUGCCGACCAAUGCUGCCAAGGCCGAUUAUUUCUUCGACAAACAAGUUGUUUAUUGGUUUUCAACCAGAUGGUACAGCAGGUGCGCAAGGGUUCGUGUUGGAAUGGGAAUCUGUGGAAAAAGAAGAUAAUUCAAACAGAGUGACAAGUUUUCCAGAGACAGCUUGUGGCUCAACUUUGACGGCAGAGACUGGGGAUAUCAUGUUGCCAAGUGGAGUGAAAUCGUGUACAUGGCUAAUCAGACCAGCCAGUGGACGACGCAUUGCCUUAUCAGUUAUCAAAGCAAAUAUAAUUCCAAACCCUGAAUGUAAUGUGGAGAGAAUCUUUAUCCAAAAUGGUCUGACUCCCUUGGCACCAGCUCUGGCAAGAAUUUGCGGUCAAUAUCACACAAAGCAUGUCAUUUCUUCUUCUGGUGCUCUCCGUGUUCAGUACGAUCUCUUCGGCCAAUCAAAUGGACAAAAAGUUCAUUUAUAUUGGACAACGGUCACACACAGUCUCAAUACAGAAUUCGAAGAAGCGUCAUGCGAAAAGAACUGGUUUUCAAACCCCGAGAAUCGGAGCAAUGCUGUAACAUCUAUUCAGUCAAGUGUACCGCUAUGGGUAGCCGGCCUCCUUCUUGGUCCAGGCAUGGUUUCAUGUGGUGCCACCAUUCUCUCAACUAAAUGGCUUCUCACUGCUGCCCAUUGUUUAAAAAGAUAUCCAUGGUAUUUCUUCGGGAAAAUUCGCCUUGGUGCUCUGAAAAGUUCUCCAACAAACGAUGAAACAGAACAAACAUUAGGAAUUAAAAUGGUGUACAUCCAUCCAUCUUACAAUUCUGUUACAAAUGAGGCUGACAUUGCCCUUAUUAACGUUGAAGGUCAAAUAAAUUUAAAUGAAAAUGUGAAUGCAAUUUGUCUUCCGAAAAAUGGCACAGUCUUUGAGCCAAAUACUAUAUGCACCACUUCUGGUUGGGGAACGAGACGAUUUCUUGGCAAACCAUCCAAGACACUUGUCCAUGCAACCGUUCCUCUUGUUUCAAAGACUGAAUGCAACAUGACUGGGCCAUAUAAAGGUAAAAUAGGAGAGGACAUGUUAUGUGCCGGUGACAAACUCGGGCGCAAUGAUACGUGCCAAGGAGAUGGUGGUGGACCACUGACCUGCGAAGUGUUACCAGGGAGACACGUUUUGGUUGGCAUUUCAAGCUGGGGUAGUGGCUGCGGCUUACCUGAGAGGUACGGAGUAUACACUGAAGUGAGGAAGUACCUCGAUUGGAUUUCAAGUACGAUUGAGAGAAUGUAAUUUAGAUGAAAUUAGAAAACGAAUCAAUUUUAGUCUGUAUCUAUCGAUAACAAUAACAUAAAAAAACUGGAACCAGCCCAAGAAUCAGCAGCAAUUUGAUAAACACCGCGCUGUUUGGGUGCUGGUAAAAUGUAGCAAACUGGCAUUGGAUGGAAAAUUGUGGCGAGCAGCCUCGAUUCUAUAAUCAUACCGGUGUGGCCCCCCUGCUCGCGCCAUCAACACAGUUGAAGAUUUCUUAUUUAUUCGAUAAUACAAUGUUAUUAUAAAAAAUUGCUGCCAUUUAUAAUAUGAAACUGCAGAUAUGUGAUAAAUAAGGCUCAAUCUCUCUUAAAGAGCCCUCUAUGAACUCUAGAUUUCAUUGGCUCUGUGAAAUUCUAGCAGACCUAUCAAUCACUGAUUCUUCAAGCGUGCAGUGCCCUUUUCACCUGAAAUGAUAGUUGUAGUACUUCCUUUAGAGAAAAAUCUCUAACUUUGGACAAAAUGAGAUUUAGAUAAGAUAAUUUAGAUAAAAUUUGGAUUGAAAAGAAUCUUUUAUGGUUAGGCCUCAUUCAAAUAACUAAAAUUUGUUGUUUGGCAAAAUGGGCGUAGAGGACAUUGAGGCUGGGGGUAAGGGGGUGGCUGAUGCCAAAUUGGGCAAAAUUCAUCGUAUUUUAGGCCCACCUAGGCAAUUUGAAAAUGGCAAUAGGUUGAACACUUCAGCUGUACAUUCAAAUAGGCGUUAAUUAGAACUAGAAUAUUGUUGCAUGUACAGGAUAGAUUAACAAUUUUCCAGACGUUAUGUGUUGGUGAUUCUGGCGCCACAACUAAGAAAAUAGCGUUGAUAAUCAUUCCGAAUCUUAAAUCAGAAAUUAUGAAAUUGGUGGAUUGGAAGUAGAAACUUGGACCAAACAAAUAUGGCUAUAUCCAAUAUUGCAGACUUCAAUUCCACGGUACAAAAUUAGGCUAAAAGUAAAGGAUUGAUUUAAAUAAUUUUCAUUGUAAUGAUAUAUCCAAAGAGUUAGGCCCCAGAACUUAAUGACUCGUGUGAUAUUUUCAUUAGAUAGGUCUAAAGAUACAGUUUUAUUUAAGAAAUUUAUUACUGACCAUUUAAGCUUCUAAGUAGAGGCUAUUGCUUGAGCUAUUGUAGCAAUUUCUGAAAAAUGAAAAGCUCUAGAUAUGUAAAGAAAUUUCAGGAAAUUUUUCAGUUCUAGGGUUUUGAAAACUACUCUAUUUUGCAACUAAAGAUAAAGCCUUGAUAACAGCUAAAAAUCCUCAGACAUUCUAAGAAGCAAUUCUUUGCAUAUUACCUAUUUUUAAAUUUCAAAGUGUUUGGCCUUUUAAUCAGAUCAAAAGUCUAUAUACUGGCCCUGAUUUUUGUGACAGAAAGUAGUUAUUUGAUAUAAAAAGCUGGCAAAAUAAACAGGAUCAAAGAAUUUACUUAAAAAUGAUGACAUAUCGGUGAUAAUAUUUUUAAUUUGUCCGUAGAAUAUUGUUUAGAAAAUAAAAUAAAGCCUGUUUGCAUUUUUCCAUUUUCUAUUCACCGCACAGUAAAACUUCCAUCAGAAAUUGUGUGGAAUUUUCAUAAUUAUUUUGAAAUUUUUAGAUUCAGGUAGCCUUUUUGUCGGGUUAGGCGAAGAAUUCAUACCAAAGCCUUUUAAAAAGACAAUACGUUUCAUAUCAGCCUCUGGAUAUAAAUUGUUUGCUUACUUUUAGACAUUAUCCGACGUUUAUCCUUUGACGAGUGUCGUUCGAAAAGUACUUUAGCAUGAUUUGAUAUGGUUCCGCUCUUUCAUGCUGUUACGUAUAAUAUUUUUGAUAAUUGUCCCAUGAAUGAUGCUGUAAAAUUUUCAACAAAACAAAAGACUAUAGCCUUAAGAAGGGAAUAUUUUUAAAGAUAAAUUUAAAAAAGUAUUUAAUAGUUUUGGUAAUUGCACAUUUCGUUAUUGCUUGAAAAUUUUCGACAAACGUCAAUUCUAUAUAUAGCCUUGAAAAAGAUACCCUUUAAGCAUAAAUCUGGAAUAUUUAAAUUGUUUGGUGAUUAUCAAAUUUACUUGGCUCGGAAAAUUUUCGACAAAACGUCAAAACUAUGGCCUUAAGGAGGGAAAUAUUUUGCAUAAAUUUGAAGAAAUUAGUUUCGACUAUUUCCUAAUUGUGUUGCCAGGAAAGUUUGGGAAAAUGACUGAAUGGUCUAAUAUUAUAAUGGAAAUGGCUUAAAAAAGGCGAACUUUUUAUCACAGGUUUUGAAAAAAAUUUAAAUGGUUUUGUCCAAUUUACAAGGCUGGUAAAUUUUUGACAAAAUGUCAAGACAGAAGGGAAAAUUAUUUAAUGAAAGUAACUAAGAAUGAAAAUUCGUAAUGAAAGUUUAUAUAAGCUGGAGAAGUUUCACCAAAACAUCAAGACUACUGCCUUAAAAAGGCAUGUCUUGAAGCAUAAUAUUAGAAAAAAUUGUAACAGCUUUUUGCAUUGUUCAAUUUAUUUGGAUGGAAAAUUAUUGGCCAAAUGUCAAGAUUAUGGCAUAAAUUUAUUAAUUUUAGCAUGAAUUUAAAAAUCGAAUAGUUUUUGCAGUUUUUUUUAUAAAUUAAAUUAGUUUUGAUAAUUGUCCAAUUAAUUAAACGAAAAAUUUGUUUGCCAAUUGUCAGGGCUAGAGUUUUUAAAAAGGACAAUUCUUAGCAUAAAUUUGGGAAAAAGUAAACAAAAUUGGAAAUUGUUUCACUUGCUAAGCUAGAUUAAAUUUAAAAACUAUAGUCUUAAAAAAUGCAAGUUUUUUAGCAAAAAUUUGGAAAAAAAUAAAAAUAGUUUAAGCAAUUUAUUAUAUUUUUAUUAAGCCGGAAAAUUCCGUCAAAAUAUCAAGAAUAUAGCCUUACGAUAGGAUAAAAUUUUAGCAUAAACUUGAAAAAAAUGAAAUAGUUUUAGCUGUUUUUUUUCAUUGAUUGGCUGGAAGAUUGUUUGCAAAAUGUAAUGGCUAUUGCUUUUGCAAAUGGGUUUGAAGUUGGAAGCAUAAAUUUCGAAAAAGAAAACUUUAGUGAAAGACUGCAUAGAAUCUCUCUUAGUAUUUAUUCAUUCAAAAUUUUUAGUACACUAGUACUUAACAACAUAAAUUUUGACAAGCUCACAGCAGGUCACCUAAAAUUCUACCCUUAAUUAGCUUAAAGUUCAAUUUUCACGCAUACAAAUACUUAUUUAAAACACCUUAGCACCAAUCAAUUACAUUACGAGAACUUACUUAGAUUGCCUUAAAACAUGCCAUUCAAAAAUAAAUUUGGUUCUAAAAAGGAAAAGUCCACAUUGAAGAGCUGUUGAAUAAUGGCUUAUAAUGGAAUUCCCUUCUGAGUAGAUACAGCCAAUGCACUUUAACAAUUUUGUGUAAAUAAGAAAGCAUUAGCAUACAUUACAAUAAGCUUAGGAGGUAGAAUUUGAAAGUGUUACUAGAAUGUCGUAAAUUUCCAACUCAAAGCUCCUGAUAUGUGAGAAGACCCCUGUAAAUUCUUCCCUAUUGAGAUUUUCUUUAUCACUUUCUAGCUGUAGGUUACUUAAAUGAAGAACGCCAUUCGAAGCAUUGAUGGCUCAGUGUUCGUUGAUACAAAUCCUUCAAAUUGGUAUCAAAACCGCUAUUAUCUUCUUGGCAUCCAUGUUCCUGACAAACUAUCUGGCUUCAAGUAAUUGCGAUCCCAUAUCCAUGGACUGUCUAUAAGAAAGUUUUAAUAGCAAAAAUAGAAGUUUCAAUUGAAGAUAACAUAUGGAUAGCAUGUAAGCAGUAGAAAAGUAAAAAUAUUUUGUGUGCAUACUCAAAAUAUUUGAUACUGUCAUUUCAAAAACACUUAAUGAUUUAUAUCCAUACAUGGAAAGGAAAAAUGGUAAGACCAAAAUGUUUUUAUAUAUUAACUGAAGAAAUUAGGAUAUUACGUUUCAGUUGAUAUCAUUCUUAAUAAUGUUUAUGGAGUACCCAAAUAUACUUCCGACCUUUUUUCAUUAUGUUUAUUGACUUUCCACGAAUUUUUAACUACAAAAAGGGUUUUCAAGUUAUAAUGAAAUUCAAAGUUCUGCAUAUAAUGACUUAAAAAACACUUUCACGACUUGAAAAAGACAAAAUAUCUCUCCAUAAAACAAUCCACACCCUAGCAAGUUUCGAAAGCGUAGCGAACCCUAUAUUAGAUUCGAAGGCUUGCUUUUAAGAAUGAGAAUGAAUAACACAGCAAUUUAAUUUCCCUUUGAAGCAAAAGAGUUAAUAUUUCAUAUGGAAUAAGAAAAUUAUUAAACAAAUAUUUCAGGGGUAUCCUCGUAAGAUAUACUUUUCCGGCGUUAAAAUAAAAAUCAAAUUUCCGUUACAAUCCUAUGAAAACUGCUAGUUGACACUGGAAUUCAUUAAACAGAUAAAAUACUUAGCUAAUUGCCUACCAUCCGGCAAAUACGCCGUAAGUGGAACAUCAUAAGGAAGUUGCAAUGAAUACGAAGAACCUAAGAAAAGAUGCAUAGCAGAAUAGAUACAGUUGCAAUGAGAUGAGCGCUGGUGGAAAAUUUUCAAAAAAAGCGAAAAACUAGGAAAAACAAAAAAGGUUGACACUUUUAUUUUGAAUUGACAGAAAUUUGCAAGCUAAAAAGAAUCAAUGAUGAAUAGAGAGAUGUGAAUGCAAUAUUGUAUUUCUAUAAUAGUUCAUGAAAUGAAUAGGCCAACGAAAAUAACUGCUAUUGAGAGCUGUUACGACAAACUUACAUAUUUAUAUUUAUUAUAUCAUCUUUAAUCGAAACAUAAUGCAAGUAAUGUAGAAUAUUAUGCAUGCAAACAGGAAAAUUAAUUCAUUUUUCAUUAGUUGACAUAUAGUUAGGGGGGGGGGCUAAGAAUAUUUAUUUACAAACCAACAAAUCUAAAGAGACAUCUGUGAAGAAAUCUAAGUUUAUUUGAAAAUAAUUAGAUUUGUUUAAUUUAAAAGUAGGACAACAUUUUCCGCGAAACUUUUAUUUUCGUGAGUUCCUUUGACUCCAAGACCAAAUCACUUUGCUUUUUUUAAAAGUAAACCCAACAAACAUACCUGAAUUGGUUUUGUUUUUCCCCAGGAUGUUAAAAGAUUUCGAUUCAGAACUCUAAAAAAGACAGCUAUCGGUUAGUUAAACUGUAAAGUAUAGUAUAUUUAAGAACAUACAACCUUUCUUUGACUAAGAAGCUUAUGUUUAAGCCUUUUUCUUCAAAAAACCAAAAGGACAGCCCUGCUAUGGCCAGGCAUCACCAACCAAAUGCAUCACAAAAUACGCUAUUUGGAUGUGGACCUAAUGUAAGAGCCUUUGAUCAUGCAAUUCCCAUACACAUUUUUGAAUCAAGACCCAAGAGCACCAUGAAACUUGCAAAAGUAGGUUCUUCUUUACUGGGAGAUACAGUACAAUAAACGUUAAUAUGAUAGUCCAUUUUCCUCUUAAUUUCACAAAUUAAUUUCCACCAGAAAGUUAGGUAUUUAUUUCGUUAAAAUGCAAUACUAUUGAAAAUUUGGAAAACAGAAUAUUUCGACAUAUGUCUGCAGGAACAAAUCAAUGUAAUAAGAUCUAAUGUGAUAACAAUAUUUAAUGCAAUAAAGAUAUUAGUCUUUGAUACAGCUAGAAAAUAUUUAAACAAACGACUCGCUGCCAUGCCAGGCAAUAAUGAACUGAUUGCCUUUUGUAUUCAUUAUAUCAUAUGAGGGACGGUUCACCAACGGCAAGGUACAAAAAGGCUUCGCUUUAAGUGGAAGCAAAAGACAGAUACAAGAAUAGUGUAGGAACCUUUAAGUUUGUAAAUAAUGUUUAAGUAUUAAAAAAUUUUAUUCUUAGAGUGUUUAUUCUGUUCGACUAUAUUGGACCAAAGUUAUUUUCUUGUUAAGGUUAAGGCGAGGCAUUAGAAAUAAAAUAGAUACAUGGCCAUUUCUGAUGACAUCGAUAGACUACAAACGAACUUACAAAUUGCUGUGGGAUCAUUAAGACACCAAUCUCAAACGAUCGUAUCAUCAAUUGCGACUCUUUCUUCUCAAAUGCACCCCAAGCUGCCUUCGAGAGGUUUGCACUGCAAAUAAUAAAAAAUUGAAAAUAAAAAAUGCUACACUUCAACAACAAACUGAUUUAACUGUUCUCAGAGGACUCUAGAAAUAUUGUUUGUUUUAAAAGCACGAAGGAAGGUCAACUAAAAUACGAGAAAAGAUUUCUAGGCCCAAAAUGAGAUCUUAUACAAUAAAUCAUUUCACUGAUCUUAAAAGCAAGGCAACAUACAACCCUAGAAAUCACGAUACCCGGGAGUCUGAUAAUAAGAAUGGCCGGACAUCAAAACAAGAA